UCAUAGACGCGCCGGCCGGCCGGCCAGUCGGUAACACCGUGACAAUACGACAAGUCGCACUCACGAACAACAAAAAUGUGCUGCGCGCAAUUUGUAACGAACUUCGAAUUUUAAAAUACGAUUUUGACAGUUAACAAUUUGACUAUUAUUGUAAAAUUGUAAAUAAAUAACUUGUGAAAACUGGAUUGUUUACAGUGAAUUUAGUGAUGAAUUUAUGUUAUAAGAGUGUAGUGGAAAGUGUUAUCCUGUGCGAUGUUGUGGUAAGGCGAUGCUUGUAGGAGAACAGUCGCCGGCACCACGGGUGGUGGCCGGGCUAAGAAAACUUCGACCUGAACUCACUCCUGGACCUAUUCCUACGCCUGUAGAUCCUGACUUUAGGAUAUCAGGCGUCCUCCGCCAGUAUUACAAUGACGACACAGAAUCCUGGGCUUGGGUGCGGGCAGCCGUCCGUAGUGGUUGCCUGCUGGCGUGGCGGGACGGUACCCUGCCCCGACGAGCUGCAGCGAGACUGCCCCUCAGAGACCUGCACCUGCGAACUGCCCACACCUUGCCCAACGCCUUCCAGCUGUCCCGGCUCAGAGACGACUCUGCCGUCGCCACGUUUCAGACUUGCAAUGCGGCGGAAUACGCGAGAUGGGUGCGAGCGCUCUGCGUCGAGAUCCUCGGUCAGACGCCGCUGCCGCAAGUCCGGUUUCUGGACGUGCUACCCGCCGCGGACACCGCCAGUCGGGAACCAAAGAAAGAGGCUCCUCAACAGGAGACACCCUCUUGCCCACCUAAACCGCCCCCGCGAGCUCGUCGAAGGUUAUUGACCUCCACGGAGACGCAGCUAACGCGCAGGGACCACUCCCCCGCCGCCACGGAUGAGGGCAUCGUCGUCGAAGACGACGACUACGACUCAUCGUCCGAUCGCAGCUUAGACCUGACCCUCUCCCUCGACGCCUUGAAAACCACAGACGUGGUAGAUGCGCCAGUACGGAAAGCAGAGGUCAUCAAAUGUGACAGCUGUAGCAAGCUGAACGCGGGCACGCAACAGCACCACACACUGCCACGCGCUGCGCGAUCCGAAUCGGAGCAAGGACGCCGCUACUUGAAGAGAUGGGAGGGCACGGCGGGAGGCGCCGAGCGGGGUCGGUUUGCCAUGGAGGCGGCUAGACGAAAGACAUCGUCGCUGGAGCAUCGGGCAAGGUCCUGCUCCCCGAAUGUCCAUGAAGCUAUUGCGCAAUAUGUCCCGGUGAGGGAGCGACGCGCAUUAUUUGAGUCAUUGUCGCGGACCAGUGGAGGGCUGGCUCGCAGCAGCGAGCAGCUGGCUCGGAUCGAGCGAUCCCCGGAGACGACGCCGCGACGGGCGGCGUCGCUGCACGACCUGCAGGCGCCGCCGACGCGGUCGGUAUCGGACCUGCGGCAGUUCUUCGAGGCGGUGGCGCGCGGCGCGGGCGCGGCCGGCGCGUGCGCUCAGCGGCACAGCGCGCCACACUACGCGCCGCGCGCCUUCACCUCGCUCACGUGUGCUUGACGCAUACUCUGUUGUAAAUACUGUAGAUAGAACCGGCGUUGACCGCUAUCUCACUAAGUCGUUUGUUUUAAGACUGUUAAAAGUAUUGUUAUAGAAGUACCUAAUAUAAAUAAAAUGAAAUGUAUUGUCUAUUAUA
This is a messenger RNA of Helicoverpa zea (corn earworm), 1652 nucleotides long. RefSeq lists its product as uncharacterized. The coding region runs from base 269 to 1516 and encodes 415 amino acids. The record is from RefSeq and is a predicted model, not a curated record. Lineage: Eukaryota; Metazoa; Arthropoda; Insecta; Lepidoptera; Noctuidae. The transcript has 3 exons.